Molecule: messenger RNA, 1378 nt
Organism: Fusarium graminearum PH-1
Lineage: Eukaryota; Fungi; Ascomycota; Sordariomycetes; Hypocreales; Nectriaceae
Exons: 2
Coding region: 40-1008 (322 amino acids)
Biological process (GO): carbohydrate metabolic process
Molecular function (GO): hydrolase activity, hydrolyzing O-glycosyl compounds
Source: RefSeq, a predicted model, not a curated record
CAACCUCUUUGACCGAUACUUGUUGUAAAUACCUUCACCAUGGCGUGGAAAGACCAUCUUAAGCGUCUCAAGAAUGAAUUCCAAAGUCUAGUCGGUGAGCCAGAAGCUCAGAACCAAAACCAAAACCAAAACCAAAAUCAGCAAUAUUACCCCCCACCGCCUCCUCCUCCCCAAGAGCAACAGCAACAGCCCAUGGGUGGCGGCCAGAACCAGAGUCAGCAAGGACACGUCUACUGGCAGCCCCAAUUCCGCCCCGACGCCCCCGUUACUUCGGAGUGGGACGCAAAGAUCGGUAACGGCCCGGACGGCUGGGGUAAUCAGGAGCUACAGCACUACACCGCCGAUCAACAAAACGCCUUCCACACUCCUGAUGGAAAGCUUGUUUUGCGUGCCAUUGCAAACAAUGCAGAAUCCAACCAUGAGAAGCGGUAUACGUCUGCCAGACUCGUGAGUCGUCAGACACUCUCCCGCGACCAAGGCGUCCUCACCGCCUGGCUCACUUCGCCAUGCGCGACAGGUAUUUGGCCUGCAUUCUGGCUUCUGCCGCAGGAGCCCUUUUCCUGGCCCACUGAUGGAGAAGUCGACAUAGCGGAGACGUGGAACGGCGACUUGGAGAACCACUCGUGUCUCCACUGGGGCCACCACCAUGAGCCGGACAAGCACCGCGUUCUUGGCACCAAGAUUCCCGACAUGCAGUAUCGGCCUGUGCGGUAUGACCUGGCGUGGCUUCAGCCAGGUGGACAAGCUGGCCAGGGCAGGAUGGUCUGGUACAUUGACGGUAGACCCGUCAUGAAGGGGGAGAUUCCUGCGGGGACGAGGCCGAUGAGGGACAUGAAUAUUCUUUUGAAUGUUGCCAUGGGCGGAAAUGUUUGCGGUGGCAAGACACCCUCGGAUGGACAGUACGAUAUGGUUGUGCACAGUCUGUAUAUGGGGAGUGAGCCUGAGCAUGGAGGAUGGCAUAGAUUCGAGUCUGAUUGGGCUGCUGCUCCUAUGGGUAACACGUACUAGCGGUCCCAACGAUAUGAAAACACAUAUUUCUGUGGUCCUGUCUCACAUAUUACUUGCGUUUCAACUGCGUACAUGAUCUGAGAAUCGCAACAUUAUCGGAUCAUAUUAACUUUCAACCAGCAGAUGCACAAUCAUGCACGACACAUUGAUAUAGAUUGAGAUCUAUAUCGGUUGAUGCUAUUGUUAGAGUCAGGGCGGACGAUUGUUCUUAUCACUGAUAAGAUAACGAUAAGGCAUAUGUGAGAUAAGAUACAAGAUAAGAUAAGGAUCAUGGAUGGAAUUAAUGGCCCCAGUUUAUCCUGUUCAACUUACUGUUGCACUCGGAGUUAGCCAUUUGAUUCUGUCACGCGAUCUCCAAACUCUAAAUAUA